GUCUUUCGCUGGACCCUGAUGACAGCAGCUGCUGCCUGCAGAGAUUUAGACUGUGGCUCUGCUGUCGCUGUAGAAGAGAGAAAAGGGUCCUCAGUCAGAUCUGUGUGGAAGAUAUGGUCUGACUGUGUUGAGUCUGGAUCAGCUCGGAGGGAGUGUGCAACAUCCGGUACCUCUUCCUCCAUCCUGGAUCUCACCUGCUCAGACUCUGUCAGGCUGGUGAAUGGGACCAGUCUGUGCUCAGGCAGACUGGAGGUGAAGACUAACCAGUCUACCCAGCGCUGGUCCUCAGUGUGUGAAGAUGACUUUGACCAGCAGGAUGCAGAGGUGGUCUGUAGGGAGCUUGGCUGUGGGCCUCCUUCAGUCCUCCAUGGGGCACUCGAUGGAGAAGUGGACCCUCCAAUGAGGACCAAAGAGUUCCAGUGUGGAGGCCAUGAGUCUGCUCUCCUGGACUAUAGAAGCUCAGGCUCAGAUAGAAACACCUGCUCACCUGGAAAAGCUGUUGGACUCACCUGCUCAGGUAGAAGAGGAGCUGCAGCUUUGAUUUGGUUCAUUUCUGUUCUAAUGAAACUCACUUUGUUCUUUUGCUGAUGACUCUGACUUCUG
Messenger RNA from Sander lucioperca (pikeperch), 603 nucleotides. RefSeq names its product scavenger receptor cysteine-rich type 1 protein M130-like. NCBI's taxonomy places the organism in Eukaryota, Metazoa, Chordata, Actinopteri, Perciformes, Percidae. The transcript is spliced from 2 exons. Gene Ontology annotation, cellular component: membrane. Bases 19 to 588 code for a protein of 189 amino acids. The record is from RefSeq and is a predicted model, not a curated record.